UUUUGUGAAAACAAACAAACUACCUAUUUUAUAAAUACUUUUGAAAACCCUAUUACAAAUUUUACUGUAACAUGGUUUGCGAUAAAUGCGAGAAGAAACUUGGUAAGGUCAUAACGCCAGAUCCAUGGAAAACCGGCGCCCGAAAUACCGUCGAAUCGGGCGGCAGAAAAGUUGGUGAAAAUAAAGCACUUACAGCCAAAAAGGCGCGAUACAAUCCUUAUACAUCGAAAUUUCACGAGUGCAAAAUAUGUCGGACAAAGGUGCACCAGGUUGGAUCCCAUUACUGUCAAGCGUGUGCAUAUAAAAAAGGAAUUUGUGCUAUGUGCGGGAAGAAAAUAUUAGAUACAAGCAAUUAUAGACAGAGUUCAACAUAGUG
Aricia agestis (brown argus) is the source of this 376-nucleotide messenger RNA. Its product is annotated as cysteine-rich PDZ-binding protein. The record is from RefSeq and is a predicted model, not a curated record. NCBI's taxonomy places the organism in Eukaryota, Metazoa, Arthropoda, Insecta, Lepidoptera, Lycaenidae. Gene Ontology annotation, biological process: cytoplasmic microtubule organization. Gene Ontology annotation, cellular component: dendrite. Bases 72 to 374 code for a protein of 100 amino acids. The transcript has 2 exons. Gene Ontology annotation, molecular function: microtubule binding; PDZ domain binding.